AUGGGGCGGAGGAGGAAGACGCUGCACGACUACGCGGCCGAGUUCUCGGAGCUGUCGGUGCGGCGGGAGCCGGCGGGGCCGGGCCCGGGCCCGGCGGGCGCCGUGGAGACGCUGUUGUGCACGCCGUGCCAGCUGCCGCUGAGGGUGCGCCGGGACCGCAUCCUGGAGCACCUCAGCUCGGGCCGCCACUGCCGCAACCGCCGCCUGCUCCGGCAGCUGGGGCUGCGCGCCCCGGGGCUCCGCUCUGCAGAUCCCGACUCCAGCCUCAGCCUGAGCCUGCCCCUGCCACUCGACGUGCCCUCCCUGCUCUCCCAUCCAUCCUUCCUCAUCACCACUGGAUCCAGCACUGGCUACAGCAUGAUCCCCUCUCCACCAUCCUACAACAAACUCCUGCUUCCCCACCACCCCAUCCCCGCCACACACAGGCAUGACCCAACACCCUCCACCUCUGCCAGCCACCCCUCACCGCUGGCCACCUCCUACACCAGGAUUGCACCUCUUGGCCAAAGUGGGCCCGCGCCUGAUGCCUCCAACAGCCUGACACCCUCCUCAUGUCACGGUUGCAGCGGCGUCGGCCUCGUGCUCUUUGGCGCAGAGCUUGUGAGCACAGCCUUGUUGCAAACCCUGCUGGAAGAAGCUGGCUGCUGCCUGCUCUACGUGGUGGAGGAUCAGCUGGAGGAGGUGGAACGAGCCUUUGGUGCCAAGGUCCCGGCUGGCACCAGGGUGCUGCGGCAGCAGGAGGCCACCAUCGCACUCAGUGAUCCACGAGUUUCUGGAGCCAUUAUUUGUUCCCCACCUGACAAAGCCCCUGAGAUGGUAAGAGAUGCCUUACGAGCAGGCAAAGGUGUGUUCUGUGAGGGGCUGCCCAGCUUGGACAGACAGACAGCAGAAGCCUGUUUUGAUGAGGCCGACAGGUGUGGGAGGCCACUCGUGUGUGGGUUCUACAAGCGCUUUGACCCAGCCCUGCAGUUCCUGUACAAGAAGGUUCGGGACAGCCGGGCCCUGGGCAGGAUCCACAGGAUAUCAACCAUCAGCAGCCUCUAUCCUGCAGCCUCUCUGAGCCUGCUGAAAGCCUCAGGUGGAAUUUUUUACAAUGCUGCUGUGCAUGACAUAGAUAUUAUCAGUUUACUGUUGGGAGAGAGUGUGCCAGAUACAAUAUUUUCCCUGGGCCAUGCCUUCUGUGCAGACAUGGGCUGCCUGAGGGAUGUGGACAUGGUCACCAUCAGCAUGAAGUUCCCCAGCGGAGCCAUUGUCACCCUGGACAUCAGCCAGCACUGCACCAGGAGCUGUGACCAGCGGCUGGAGGUUCAUGGGUCUGAGGGGACCUUAAGGGUGGACAACCAGAACCCCCUGGGCAUCACAGAGCAUGGGACUUCUGUGUCCAUCUGUCCCCAAACCCAAGCUGAGCGCUACAGAGAUGCCUACAGGGAGCUCUUCAGGCACUUCCUGAGAACCCUGAAAGGCCAGGAGCCCCCCGUGGUCACCAAGGAGCAGUUCCUCUGGACCAUCCAGGUUGCUGCAGCAGCCGAGCAGUCCUGGAGGAGCAGAUCUGCUGUGGACUUGCACAGCAGUGCCACGGAUCCACCUGGGGUCAAGGCUGAGCUCGUGUGACAGCCACUCCCACCCUGUGGCCUCAACAGAAGCCUGGAUGGUGGUUUUGGUGUUCCCACUGGGUAUGCCCAAGCAGACAGAGGCACUUCUGGACCAGGAGCACUUGGUGCUGGGGUAGGGCAGAGUUCUACUGUGUCAGCCAGAGCCUACAAGAAAUUCUGUGUGGUUUCAUCCGGGUGGCUACAGAGCUCUGUUUUCCUGGGAGAAGAGGGAUGCUCCUUGGGCCAGGCAGGGUAGUGUAAUACCACCAGUAGCUGGGAUGAGAGAGAAGUCUCCCCUUGGAGAAAGAACAGCCACUGCCUGCCUGGAGGAGUAGUCACAAGCAGGUGCCUUCCCAGCAGUGCCACAAGGGAGGUCAUUUAAUGCUCAAAAAAACACAGGAGCAUCUGUGAGAUAUGUUUAGAGUGUAUCUAUGGAAGAGAUUCUUCCCUUUGAGGGUGAUGAGGGGCUGGAAUGGAUUUCUCAGAGCAGCUGUGGCUGCCCCAUCUCUGGAAGUGUUCAAGGCCAGCCUGGACAGGGCUUGGAGCACCCUGGGAUAGUGGAAGGUGUUGGGGUGGAAUGGGAUGAGCUUUAAGGUUCCUUCCAAACAAACCAGUCUGGGUUCCAUGAUCCUGUUUGGGAUGCAGAA
Melozone crissalis (California towhee) is the source of this 2239-nucleotide messenger RNA. Its product is annotated as myo-inositol 2-dehydrogenase-like. NCBI's taxonomy places the organism in Eukaryota, Metazoa, Chordata, Aves, Passeriformes, Passerellidae. Bases 1 to 1611 code for a protein of 536 amino acids. Gene Ontology annotation, biological process: NADPH regeneration. Gene Ontology annotation, cellular component: cytoplasm. Gene Ontology annotation, molecular function: oxidoreductase activity. The record is from RefSeq and is a predicted model, not a curated record. The transcript has 9 exons.